AGGAGGACGUGCUGAGAGUAGAGGGGAGCUCUUGCUCACCUUACGCCACUGGCCAGGCUUAUAAGUGGUAAUUUGGUCGAAGAGAGGCUGUUCAAAAAAGGUAUUCAACGUUUGAUUCAAGAAGUGGCUGCUCAGGGAGAUGAUUGUUCAACAGACUUUUUAACUCAGGUUCUUUGCUCUGAGUGCGGAAAAGAGGAUUCCAGAAAGUUUACAGAAGAGACACUAUCUGAGAUAAGAAAUGACAUAGAUUCAGAGUUGUGUGAUUCAAGAAAUAUGAUGGUUCCUUCACAGUGAGAACAGCUGGCUAGCUUUGUGGAUCAGGAGUUAAAAGCUGCAAAUAUAAAAUGGGAAUAUCAGCAUGCCAAGGAGGUGGAAAAGGCAGAAGAAAAAUUUCAGCAGGAAGUGAAAGAGGGACUCUUAACGUAUACCAGACAAGAUGCUUAUAACACAGAAUUUGUCUGUGAAGGACCAGAUGGAGAAAUAGAAAUAAUGCCUCUUUGGACUCCCCCUGUUGUACCUGAGAAUCAUGAUGAUGUCUACAUUGAUUCUGUUACGUGUCUGAUGUAUACUACCCCGAUUCCAGAGUCUAAGCUGCCACCUCUGUUUGUUAGGAAGGCACGUAAGCGGCAGAGAGCAGAUCUGUCAUUUAGCUUCAGGUGAGAGAAAGAAGCAUUGCCAUAGAAGGAUGGUUGUUCCUCCACCUUCACUUUUCGAUCAAGUGACUCCAAGAAUAUUGAAAACACGACAGAGGAGCAAAGCUCAGAAGACCCUCCCCUGGGUAAAACAGAAAACGUAUUUUGCGAGACCUUUGUCAGCUCUCAUCAAGUCAGCUGCUGACACUGGGCAAGAUAGUCCUGCGUGGCUAAUUGCUGAAGACUUGGCACUGUUAAAAGCGGUGAAACAGUUACAGACACUCCCUUUAAACCUUGCUAUUGUGUCACCAGCACAGACAGCAAACUGGGACUUUGUCAGCGAUGUCGUUAACUCUUGUAACUAUGUUUACCGCUCCCCAAAGCAAUGCCAAAAUCGUUACAUAACAGCAUUUGCAGGUCCCGAAGGAAAGGCGUUGACUGAAGAACAAACAGCUCUACAGCUGCAGGAGCAACAGCCUAGUCAGAAGCAAGAAGAGGAACAAACAGUGGAGCAAAUCCAAACCCGGUGUCAACCACAGGGGGAAACACAGGCUUCAGGAGGUACACUCUCUCCAGUCAUAGCUGUAUUACAGCAAGUGUCCGUGGUACCCGCCAUUCCAGCACAGCUGGAGCCCCCACCCCCGGCCAGUUUGUUGAAGCAGAAGCAUUUGCCAGCAUCAGUUGUAACCAUCACUCUGAUGACAACUGCGCAGAUGCUUUUGAUGACUCCACUGAUAUCAGACUUAGUCACAAGAAGUUCCAGGAACCAAGUCCUGAUCCUCAGACCACAGUGACUUCUGUGGCACAGAUGAAGUCAGUAUAGAAGUUACCCUGAUGGCAGACUGCGGGCGUAUGUCAACCUCUGGAAAGCAAAGCUUACGUACAGCCUGGGUUCGGCGUACACGACACCUUCGGCAGCGGAUGUUAAAAGUGGUGAAACGUCUGCUUUGUACAUGAGAACUGAAUGUCAUUAUUGGGCAGGUGGAAGUUAUAUUUUCUUUAUUGCUAAACUAUUCCCCAGGUUUUUUGGGCAGUAUUUUAUUGUAAUCAAGAGGAGCACUAGGUUACUUUUUUUUCCCCUCCCUUCUGCAUUUCUCCCCUUGCAUCGUACGACGAUUUUAUUGCCCGUGCAGUGUAUAGUUCGUCCUGUAAGUAGGCAAGUUUUCUUUGUGGAUUUUUACACUAAAUCUUGAAGAAAAUUGUCGGCGCUGUUACCCGCCCAGACAGAAAUUACUCUUGGACCGCAUCUGCGCUACAAUAAAAGUUAAUUUUCCGUCCUG
This is a messenger RNA of Gymnogyps californianus (California condor), 1912 nucleotides long. RefSeq lists its product as uncharacterized. Lineage: Eukaryota; Metazoa; Chordata; Aves; Accipitriformes; Cathartidae. Bases 686 to 1426 code for a protein of 246 amino acids. The transcript is spliced from 11 exons. The record is from RefSeq and is a predicted model, not a curated record.